AUGUCUUCUGUAAGCUCAAAAGAUUUUACUACUAUACAACAACUUUUAGAACAUGAUAAUCAUAGGAAUCGUAAAGCGAUGCUGGAUUUUAUUGCUAAAGAUCCUAUUUAUAUUCCACGUUAUAAUGUUUCUCUUGAGUUUGAACGAGAAAUUGCUUUGCAAAGAUUAAAAAAGCUUGCUGAUCAAAGGUUUAUUUCUGUUUAUAAUUUUGAAAAUAAUCCUUUGAAUAUUUUUGCUGCUCAUGAAAUUGCCGGUAUGGUCGACAAUUCUAUGGGCACUAAGUCCGCGGUACAUGCUAAGUGGACCGUGGUAUUUGCACAAACUAUAAUUCGUGGUAAAAAUGAAGGAGUCCAUGCUAUUCUAGUCAGAAUUAGAGAAGAAGAUAUGAAAGUUUCUAAAGGUGUAGUUAUUGAGGAUAUGGGUGUCAAAUUUGAAUGCAAUGGCGUAGAUAAUGGCAAGCAUUAUCUUAUAAAUGUUCACCGUCAUCUUCAAUGCUGUGUACGAGUGCCGGUUGAAAAUUUACUCAAUCGUUAUUCUGAUAUUGAUGAAAGCAAUAAUUUUAUAAGUGGUGUUAAAAAAACUCGAGAGUUGGCAGUUGGUCCUACUGGAAAGAGUGAUACGCCAAUUUUAACCUAUCAACUUCAACAACGUGCCUUGAUUCCGCUUCUGGCUACAACCAUUGCUUUGAAUAUUGGACUUAAUUACUGUAAAACAGAAAAGGAUCAUAAUGAAGUUGUUAGGCUUUGUUGUAUGAUAAAGCCUUUGGUGACAUGGAAUUUUGAACGUGUGGCUACUACUUGUAGGGAAAGAUGCGGUGGACAAGGAUAUUUGAGUAUUAAUAGAUUUGGUAGCUUCAUUGGAUUCGCACAUGCUGGUAUGACAGCUGAGGGAGAUAAUAGUGUUUUAAUGCAAAAAGUUUCUAAGGAAUUAUUAGAUGAUGUCAAAUCUGGUGCUCUCAUGCUACCACGCAUCUCUGAUGUCGAAAAUGCGCAAAGAUGGGAUAUAAGAAGUUUAGACAAUCAAUUAAAAUUAUUUAAUCUAAGGGAACAAGGAUUAAUCAAAGAAUUAGGUACCAAUAUUGCCACCAAUACUAGUAAGGGGUCAUCCAUUUUCGAAGUUUGGAUGUUACAGGAAUCAGAUAUAGUCCAGGCAUUAGCUAAAGCACAUGGUCAUAGGAUAGUAUUAGAACAAGUUGUUCAUACACUUCAAAAACUUAAAGGCGGUUCCCACUGGAUAAUUCACAAUAUAGGCCGUCUUUAUGCCCUUAACAUAAUUGACUCAGAUCUUGCAUGGUACAUCACAAACAAUCUAAUUUCAGUUGAAUCUGCAUCAAUGGUACAAUCAUUGAUUCGAGAAAUAGUUGCAGAAUUGGCACUAUUAAGUUCGGAAAUUAUUGAUUCGCUGGGAGUUGAUCCACGCGUUUUGUAUGCACCUAUUGCUGACCAAUGGGCUAAAUUUAAUGAGACUGAUAAUCACGGUAAUUAUUCUUUUUAUCAAAAUUUUGCAUGGACUCGCAUAAAAAAUUAUGAAUAUUAA
Molecule: messenger RNA, 1536 nt
Organism: Dentiscutata erythropus
Lineage: Eukaryota; Fungi; Glomeromycota; Glomeromycetes; Diversisporales; Gigasporaceae
Source: the annotation of a GenBank genome assembly